Colletotrichum scovillei is the source of this 708-nucleotide messenger RNA. RefSeq lists its product as uncharacterized. Lineage: Eukaryota; Fungi; Ascomycota; Sordariomycetes; Glomerellales; Glomerellaceae. The transcript has 2 exons. The record is from RefSeq and is a predicted model, not a curated record. Bases 1 to 708 code for a protein of 235 amino acids.
AUGAGGCUCAACAUCUGUUUUCUCGUGGGUCUGGCUGCCAUCAGCCAAGCCGAACAGGUCUCAGUAAUCCCCAUCAAUGAGACGACAUGUCACUCUUUUCCCAAGGCUUCUUCAAUUGAAUUUAUCCCUAUCAAUGUAACUGCAACUUAUUCACCCCUCAAGUCUUCGUCAAUUGAAGUCAUCCCCAUCGACGUGGUGACAGGCCACUCCCUCCUCAAACCCUCGCCAACCCAAGCCCCAUCGAACUGUACAUGCACGCACGAGGACACGAGAAAACCAGCCACCAACAACCGCCCGGCUGAAGUCCCCUACUGGGGCUUCAAACAAAGCUGCACCGAAAUCCACGGUGACGGAGACGAAGAAGCAGUCAUCUGGGCUUGCUGCGACACGACACACGGCUACGGCAUCCAGAACCGCUUCCGACUGGGCCAGUGUAUCGAGAAUGCGCGCGGGAAGCUAAUUCCACGCAAGAACGGGGGAUUCUGGCAUACUUGUGAGGAUUGUGGACUCAAGGAUCCGGAGAGACCGACGGUGUAUAGCUGCAAGUGCUGGCCUAUGCCAGGGCAUGGUGCGAAACAUGAGCGUGUGGAGGCUGAGAUUGAGUUGAACGACUUCAUUGGUAACGAUCAUGGCAAGUUGGUUUGCUUCGGCGUCACGGAGCAACGCUAUUGGGGAAAUUGCACCAACAACUUUCCUUGGGAUAACUAG